AUGUUCAUAUUCGCUCUUAUUGGCUACUACCUGUUUGGCUAUGAGACAAACGGAGACGAAACAAACUGGGGGAACUUGGGACGGUCCCUUUUGACAUUGUUUACUUAUAUGACCGUUGAUGGGUGGCUUCCUAUCCAGAAAGAACUGACAGCUCACGGUUUUGUAGGUAGUGAGAUAUUCACCGUCAUCUUCAUCUUUCUCGGUCACUACAUUUUCACUAAUCUAUUUGUUGGUGUCCUCAUAGCAAAUAUUCAUCUAACUACGACGAAAUUCAAAGCACAAAAAAUGACAGAAAAAAGAGCACUCAUCCAGAGUAAGAAAAAAGCAGUAAUUGACAAGCAGCACAAAGAUGUUAUGGAGAUGCUUAAGAAGCAACGCGAAAAUAACUAUAUGACACUGAAUGAAAUGACAAAAGAAUUUGAGAAAAGCCUCAGACAUGAUGACUUUACUUAUACGACUGAUCUCUGCACUACUGUGACAUGGAUUGAGACAAUGCUGGCAUCUUUAAAGCACCUUGAGAACAGCAAACACAAGUGCCACCAAAUUCAAUUUGAAAUAGCUGAAGUAUUAGCUGAAAUGAAAGGAACCUAG
Amphimedon queenslandica is the source of this 591-nucleotide messenger RNA. Its product is annotated as cation channel sperm-associated protein 3-like. Lineage: Eukaryota; Metazoa; Porifera; Demospongiae; Haplosclerida; Niphatidae. Gene Ontology annotation, biological process: sodium ion transport; sperm capacitation; transmembrane transport. Bases 1 to 591 code for a protein of 196 amino acids. Gene Ontology annotation, cellular component: acrosomal vesicle; CatSper complex; membrane. The record is from RefSeq and is a predicted model, not a curated record. Gene Ontology annotation, molecular function: voltage-gated calcium channel activity. The transcript has 6 exons.